AUGGAUAUUAAUGGCAAUAUCUCUAAGCUGACCAAGAAAUUCGAGCAAAAUAGAGAAAAGUAUCACACACUACAAGAAAUUGUACGUAGCGAGAUUGCAGAAAAAACUACCGGUGUCAAAAAUUCUGCUACCGAUGCUCUACUAUGGCUUAAAAGGGCUUUGAAUUUUAUUGCAGUUUUGCUAGAUUUAUUAGUUAAAACUACAGACGAAGUAUCUGUUUGUGCUUCUACAGCUUACGAACAAACUCUUCGACGAUAUCACGGUUUCAUAGUCAAAGGAAUCUUUUCGUUGGCUGUUAAAGCUUCACCUUAUAGAAAAAACUUCAUAAAAGCAUUAGGAAAAGAUCGUAGUGAAUCAGAAACACUUGAAGAUCUCAGGAAGUAUACAGAUUUACUAUUAGAAAAUGUUAACACCUUAAACCAAUUUUAUCAAGAAACUGGCCAAGAAAGGACUGAUAAAGUGUAA
Molecule: messenger RNA, 465 nt
Organism: Trichoplax adhaerens
Lineage: Eukaryota; Metazoa; Placozoa; Uniplacotomia; Trichoplacea; Trichoplacidae
Exons: 4
Coding region: 1-465 (154 amino acids)
Biological process (GO): ceramide transport; intermembrane lipid transfer
Cellular component (GO): cytoplasm; membrane; cytosol
Molecular function (GO): ceramide 1-phosphate transfer activity; ceramide 1-phosphate binding
Source: RefSeq, a predicted model, not a curated record